Molecule: messenger RNA, 1442 nt
Organism: Coccinella septempunctata (seven-spotted ladybird)
Lineage: Eukaryota; Metazoa; Arthropoda; Insecta; Coleoptera; Coccinellidae
Gene: Uba4
Product: adenylyltransferase and sulfurtransferase MOCS3
Exons: 7
Coding region: 33-1358 (441 amino acids)
Biological process (GO): protein urmylation; tRNA wobble position uridine thiolation
Cellular component (GO): cytoplasm; cytosol
Molecular function (GO): adenylyltransferase activity; URM1 activating enzyme activity; thiosulfate-cyanide sulfurtransferase activity
Source: RefSeq, a predicted model, not a curated record
UUUUCUGUUACUGAUAUUAAUGAAAAUAAGAUAUGGCAAACAACAAUUCUAUUGUAAUUGAGAAGUUGCAGAAAGAAAUAGAGGAACUAAAGCAGAAACUUACAGAAAAACAAAGAUUAUUAAGCAGUCUCAAAAUAUCUGAGAAUAAGGUGUGCCCAUAUUCUGAUGGUUUGACUACUGAAGAAGUAUCAAGAUAUAGCAGACAAAUGCUUGUGCCAUGUUUUGGUUCGAGAGGACAGAUAAAACUCAAACAAUCUCACGUUUUGAUAGUUGGAGCUGGUGGAUUGGGAUGCCCUGCAGCCCUUUAUCUAGUUGCAGCUGGUAUAGGAACCAUUACGUUAUUAGAUUAUGAUCAAGCCGAUAUCACAAAUUUGCAUCGGCAAAUUUUACAUUCUGAAUAUUCUCUUGGUGUUAAUAAGGUAGAUUCAGCAUGUGAAAAAUUAAGAAGCAUUAACAGCAACGUUGAAAUUAUACCUAUACUGAUGUCAGCAGAUAGCAACUCAUUGAAAAAUCUGUUUGCCAAGAAUAAAUUCGAUGUUGUUCUAGAUGGUAGUGAUAAUGUCGCUACCAGAUAUCUGCUAAAUGAUAUUUGCGUUUUAAAUCAUGUACCUUUGGUAUCUGGAAGCGCCCUCCAGAUGGAAGGUCAACUAACAGUUUAUAACUAUCAAAAUGGGCCUUGCUACAGAUGUCUAUUUCCUGUACCGCCUCCACCACAGACAGUUACAAAUUGUGGAGACGGUGGGGUACUCGGACCAGUAACUGGUACCAUAGGGGUCCUUCAGGCCUUAGAAACUAUAAAAAUUCUGACAGGAAUGGACAAUGUUCUAUCAGGACGUUUAUUGAUAUUCGACGGAUCAGAAACUCAGUUCAGAAAUAUCAAACUUAGGAAUAAGAAAGAAGACUGCGAUGUUUGCGGAAAAAAUCCAACAAUUAAAGAUUUGAUUGAUUAUGAACAAUUUUGUGGAUCUAAAGCGCACGACAAGGUAAUCGAUAUUGAUGUUUUGUCGAACACACAAAACAUCAAUAUUCAACAAUACGUCUCUUUAGGAGAAGACCGAAUAGUGAUAGAUGUACGACCUAAGAUAGAAUAUGAAUUUUGUAAAUUGCCGGGCACUAUAAACAUACCGUAUUCUUAUAUCAUCAAUGAGAAAAACUUACAUGAUUUAACGGAUGUUAUUAAUUCAUACAAGUCGAAAACGUCCACAAUUCAUUUUAUAUGCAGAAGGGGAAAUGAUUCCCAGAGGGUAGUGAACUACUUGAAAAACAUUUACACGGACAAGUCCUUGACUUUAUUGAAUAUUUCCGGCGGUCUUUAUGCUUACUCCAAACAUAUUGACCCAUCAUUUCCGAUCUACUGAAAUAUACUUUCAUACAGAGAGAACAGAAAGGUGGUGUGAACAAAAACUCUGUAGAAGAAAAUACAAAAUAAAAGAUAUAAGCUA